Molecule: messenger RNA, 858 nt
Organism: Endocarpon pusillum Z07020
Lineage: Eukaryota; Fungi; Ascomycota; Eurotiomycetes; Verrucariales; Verrucariaceae
Exons: 1
Coding region: 1-858 (285 amino acids)
Source: RefSeq, a predicted model, not a curated record
AUGCAUAACCAAGUACCACGAUCCAAAGCUCCCCCGACAUCGACAAUUCUAGCAGAUUCCCAAGAGAAAGAGGAGCACAAGAAAAGAAAUACAAAGCGCGGUUCUUUAGCUCGCAGCUGGCUUAACGCCGACGUUGAAGACUCCAUUUUCCUCGACCUGGAACUCCUCGUCCUUACCUUCUCCAUCGGCAUGCAGGACGUCGCCACCUUUCUCGACUAUCGAUGCUUCGCCAGCAACCAAACGGGUAACUCAGUCCUCCUCGCCGCCGGCAUCAUUGGUCUUGGCGACGAACUCUUCGAAGUCGGCAAUGUCGGCACCUCACUCGCCGCCUUCGUCGCGGGCGGGUUCUGCGCUGGCCAGACCGGCAAUUUCCUGCUCGACGGCGGCGUCUUAAGGAAGAGAUGGUGGCUUGUCUUCUCGUCUGUCGUGCAGACAGCAAUGGUAUUUGGCGCCUGGGCGCUGCAGUACCGCCAGCCCAUACACGCUGACGGUGUAGCCAUGACGGUCAUUGCGUUGUUGGCAUUUUCUUCGGGCGCGCAGGUGGCCAUGGCUCGCGGGUUGAGGGUCACGGAGAUCACGACGGCAAUGGCGACAGCGGCUUGGGUGGACAUUAUUGUUGAUCCCGAGUUGUGGACGCGGAAGAACAGAGGGAGAAAUAGGAGAAUGGCGUUUCUUAUCUCGCUCAUUUCAGGAGCAUUUGUGGGAGCCUGGGCUUAUCGCAGCAUGGGUAGUGCCUUUGUUUUAUUAGUCAGUGCUAUUGGCAAGAUCAUCGUUACUGCGGCAUUGUUAAUCAACGAUGUCCUGGUCAUAACCUGCGAGGACGAUUUGGAUAGCGAGGCUUGUGGCGAAGAAGUUUGA